ACAGCUGCACCAACAACAACCACAGCUGCACCAACAACAACCACAGCUGCUCCAACAACAACCACAGCUGCUCCAACAACCACAGCUGCACCAUUAACAACCACAGCUGCACCAACAACAGCCACAGCUGCCCCAACAACAACCACAGCUGCACCAACAACAACCACAGCUGCACCAACAACAACCACAGCUGCCACAACAAUAACCACAGCUGCGCCAACAACCAGAGCCGCUCCAACAUCUACCACAGCUGCUUCAACUACAACCACAGCUGCCCCAGGUACAACCACAGCCGCACCAACAACAACCACAGCUGCCCCAGCUACAACCACAGCUGCUCCAACAACAACCACAGCUGCCCCAGCUACAACCACAGCUGCUUCAACUACAACCACAGCUGCCCCAGCUACAACCACAGCUGCACCAACAACAACCACAGCUGCACCAACAACAACCACAGCUGCUCCAACAACAACCACAGCUGCUCCAACAACCACAGCUGCACCAUUAACAACCACAGCUGCACCAACAACAGCUCCAACAUCAACCACAACUGCACCAGCAACCACAGCUGCUUCAACUACAACCACAGCUGCCCCAGCUACAACCACAGCUGCACAAACAACAACCACAACUGCACCAACAACAACCACAGCUGCUCAAAAAAACACCACAGCUGCUCCAACAACAACCACAGCUGCUCCAACAACAACCACAGCUGCCCCAGCUACAACCACAGCUGCUCCAACAUCAACCACAACUGCACCAACAACCACAGCUGCUUCAACUACAACCACAGCUAAACCAACAACAACCACAGCUUCACCAACAACAACCACAGCUGCACCCACAACAACCACAGCUGCUUCAAAAACAACCACAGCUGCACCAACAACAACCACAGCUGCACCAACAACAACCACAGCUGCCCCAGCUACAACCACAGCUGCUCCAACAUCAACCACAACUGCACCAACAACCACAGCUGCUUCAACUACAACCACAGCUGCCCCAGCUACAACCACAGCUGCACCAACAACAACCACAGCUGCACCAACAACAACCACAGCUGCUCGAACAACAACCACAGCUGCACCAACAACAACCACAGCUGCGCCAACAACAACCACAGCUGUACCAACAACAACAACCAUAGCUGCACCAACAACAACCACAGCUGCACCAACAUCAACCACAGCUGCACCAACAACAACCACAGCUGCACCAACAACAACAACUGCACCAACAACCACAACUGCACCAACAACCACAGCUGCUUCAACUACAACCACAACUGCCCCAGCUACAAGCACAGCUGCACCAACAACAACCACAGCUGCACCAACAACAACCACAGCUGCUCCAACAACAACCACAGCUGCACCAACAACAACCAAAGCUGCUUCAACAACAACAACAGCUGCACCAACAACAACCACAACUGCACCAACAACCACAGCUGCUUCAACUACAACCACAGCUGCCCCAGCUACAACCACAGCUGCACCAACAACAACCACAGCUGCACCAACAACAACCACAGCUGCACCAACAACAGCCACAGCUGCCCCAACAACAACCACAGCUGCACCAACAACAACCACAGCUGCACCAACA
Messenger RNA from Nothobranchius furzeri (turquoise killifish), 1617 nucleotides. Lineage: Eukaryota; Metazoa; Chordata; Actinopteri; Cyprinodontiformes; Nothobranchiidae. The record is from RefSeq and is a predicted model, not a curated record.